AAUGAACAACCGGCAGUGUUCUGGGAUGUUAUAAAAUCAAAAGGAUCUUCUCUUCAGAAUGUAGUACACACCAGAAAAUUAACUUCCAAAAGAAUGCUUUCUAUCAAACUGCUGCAUCAGAACUGGAGAAAAUGCUUUUUUUCUAGAGUGUGAAAUUCCUUCGGAAGACACAGCACUGGCUAUUAAAAGCAUCAGAAAGAUGCCCGUACUUCUUAAAGGGACUUUAAGCAAAUGCUAGCGUAAUAUCUGAAUGACCUUGGAAACUGUUUUUAUUUGGAUUGAUUCAUUCUCACCCGCCUGUUUCCUAACCUCGGGAACGCUUGGAUUAAAGAUUGUUUUACUAUUAUAAGGGGCUUUAAAAACAAGACUAUAUACACUUAGUAACCUACCUAAUGGUCCCUGCAUUAAUCAAGCAUUUAUUUAAAUCUGAACAUAGAAGAGGCUUUCUUUUAACAUAUGUCUGCUCCAUAGCUGCAAAUAUAAUGAACAAGGUAAUGUCCUGCUAUAUUAGAAGAUUUGGUUUUUCAAGCAGUGAUUUAUUAUGCUAAUUGUCUAAUGAAAAUAGAAAGAUGAACCUAGAAGAUGAAGCUGAGUGACAGAAUAAUGGAGUAGUAAACAAUGGCAGAUUUUCUAGUCAAAUCAGCAUUUCAUUAGCUUCGCAGCUGAAUGCAGAUGGAAGUUUCUGUUCUCGUAUGGGGCUUUUGUGAAACAAUUCAGGUGUUGCUACAAAGCUAAGGAAUAACAUGGCUAUACCUGUAAACUUCACUGUACUGUUUCACUGUAGCAGGUGUGGCAUAAUUUCUAAAGAAAAUUAUUUUCAAUGAUCUUUGCUGAAAUUAAAUGCAAGAAGAUUUUAUUUUGUCUGUUGGGAUCUUGGAUUAUGCUGCUGACACUGACAUUGAAAUGGACUGUAACUGUUCAAAGAGUUGCGAAUAUUGACUUAAAGCUCCAACAUUUAUUCUUACUUUUUUUUCUUUAAUUUUUAACUGAUUAUAUGUGGUCUUUUUCACUGUACAUUAGAUAUAUACUUUCCUUUCUGGGAGUUGAGACAAAGCUGGCUCACCCCACACUCAUCACCCUCCAAAUAAAAUUCAUUGUCUGUACCCAAAUACUGGUGAGUCUGUUGGAAUUAACCUUGACAAUAAUGUUUUCCUUACCUAUCUAGUAAAUACCAUAGAUGAGAGAGAGAGUAUCAUCUCCUGAAUGGAGCCAAAAGAGACAGCAUAAUACAGUGAACUUUUUCCUGGGGUUCCCAGCCAGUCUGUGAUUUUAAAUGAGCAUAAAACAUAAAUUAUUUUAUAAUAAUUGCUGAUUCAGGAAACUUUGAGGUUUUUUUUCCUUUUAUAUUUUUCUAUUUAAUUCCAAAGGAACUGACUUCUCAGGAAAAUAAACAUCCCCAGAAUUUUUUUUCCCCAGGCAGUUGACUUUUUAUUUCCUCUGUUUUGUUUAGUUUUUAUUUCUAUCCUCCACAAGUACAGCAUAAAGUACCUGCUUUCUGUAGAAGUGCCUUGUGUUUGCUAAAGAUGGAUCGCGAUCACUGGAGGAAGCUGAUCAGUGGCCUUUCUUCUCCUCCUUUCUGGCUUUUUUCUUUCCUUGAAGCUAAGGUGUGUCAAAGUGAUGCACUAAUGCUGAAGCGGCACCAACGGCUGUGAGAUUGUAACGUCUCAAAUGGCAGCAUCCACAAAAAGAGAUCUUGAGACACUGAAGCAGAGUUUAGCUGGUGUUGAGGAAGUCACCUGCUUGCUAGAAGUCUGAUUGCAGUGUUCCCAGAUUGCAAACAAUGAACCAGUCCAGAUGGAUUGAAUGGAAGACUCUGAAUAUGAGCAGUAGCAUUGUGAAUGUGUCUGAGCAUCUCUCCUGCCCUCUUGGUUUUGGCCACUACAAUGCAGUUGAUAUCUGCAUCCUUGAGACGGUCAUUAUUGUUUUGCUAACAUUUUUAAUUAUUGCUGGUAACUUAACUGUUAUAUUUGUCUUUCACUGUGCUCCACUUUUACAUCAUUAUACCACCAGCUAUUUUAUUCAGACCAUGGCCUAUGCUGAUCUUUUUGUUGGAGUUAGCUGUUUGGUUCCUACCUUGUCACUGCUUCAUUAUUCUACAGGUGUUCAUGAGUCCUUGACUUGUCAAGUUUUUGGAUAUAUCAUCUCUGUGCUGAAGAGUGUCUCUAUGGCAUGUCUUGCGUGCAUCAGUGUGGAUCGUUACCUAGCUAUUACAAAACCUCUCUCCUAUAAUCAACUGGUUACACCUUGUCGAUUGCGAAUCUGCAUCAUUUUGAUUUGGAUAUACUCUUGUCUGAUCUUCUUACCUUCCUUUUUUGGAUGGGGAAAACCUGGUUACCAUGGUGAUAUUUUUGAAUGGUGUGCUACUGCCUGGCUCACCAGUGCCUAUUUUACUGGCUUUAUUGUAUGCUUACUAUAUGCUCCUGCUGCCUUUGUCAUCUGCUUCACAUAUUUCCACAUCUUUAAAAUUUGUCGGCAACACACCAAAGAGAUAAAUGACCGGAGAGCUCGUUUCCCUAGCCAUGAAGUGGAUGCUGCUGGAGAGACUGGGCACAGCCCUGACCGUCGCUAUGCCAUGGUUUUAUUUCGGAUAACCAGCGUGUUUUACAUGCUGUGGCUUCCUUACAUCAUAUACUUUCUGCUGGAGAGUUUUAGGGUGCUGGAAAAUCCAGCACUUUCCUUCUUAACAACAUGGCUUGCUAUAAGCAAUAGUUUCUGUAACUGUGUGAUAUAUAGCCUCUCCAAUAGUGUUUUCAGGCUGGGACUCCGGAGACUGUCAGAGACAAUAUGUUCAUCUUGUAUGUGUUUAAAAGACAAGGAUCUACGGGACCCAAAACCUAGAAAACGAGCUAACUCCUGCUCUAUUUAAAAAAAACAAAACUGGGACAACUAAUCAAAUGCAGUUUGACGUUGGGUUUGGAUAGUAUUUGAUAUAUCUGGAAAUUUGCCACAAUAGAAAUAUUUACUUGAAUUGUUUGCUAUGAAGUGGGAGAGGUUUAAAACUCAUUUGUAAAAAGGAAAAGGCUGCUAUAAAAAGGGCAUCAAAGGGAUACACACAUUAAUUGUGAAACUAGGAAAAUGGGAUGAGAGAAGUUCAACAGAGAAGAUUAAGAAAAGUCAAUAUCUCGAAUCUUCCAUAGGGCAUGAAAUAACUGGCACAUCAGAGUAGGUCCCUCUUAGGAAAAAUAGGUGAUUUACUGUUUAUAUUUUCCCUUGUAGAGAAAUUGUCAGAUAUGUGGCCGAAUAUACAGUAGCCUCUUGCAUUAAAAUAUACUUUUUUAAAGCACAGUAAGUGGCUGUCCAUAAAUUAUCUCCUUAGAGGAUUCUUAAUGUUGCAGUUUAACAAUCAGCUGCACUUUGUCUUUGCUCAUGUAUCGUACUAUUUUCUGUUAUACAAAUAAUUGGCUAAAGUUACAUACAAAUUAAGCUGUUGGGCACGCUUUGUGGAUAAAAUUACAGUUUUUUUGUCUUCUGUAUUUUUGGUGUAACCACCACAAAGCCUAUUCCCCCCCUCCGUCUCACCCCUUUCCAUUUUUCAUGCCGUCCUUCCCUGGGUCCCAUCAUGUAGAAAUGACUUAGGUAUGAAGGAAACUAUAGAAUAAACUUAAUUUAAAAUUAUUUCUUCCUUGAAAAAGAAAUGUCCCUUUGGCUAGUUGGAAGAUUGCAUUCACCAUGUUCUAUUGACUUCUGUAAACUUUAAUUCUUUGGAUCCAAAAAAAUUAGCACACAGUAUUGAUGUGAUGUCCUUUAGGAUAUGCUAAAGCUUUUUCUUGAUCAGCUCCAAAUAAUCCUAAUGCAAAUAGUAUAAGGGAACAUAGCAGCGUGACAUCACUGCUUACUUAGUGAAUUAAAAACAGAAAUGAAAAGAAAAUACUUUUUCUGUGGGGUCUAAAUAGCUUACUGUUGUAGCUGCCAAUCUUUUGUGUGAACCUAGCUUGCACAUAUUGUAUUUUUUUAAAAAAGAAAAUGUAAAUGAUGUGGUCUGUGCCUAAUGUUUUCCUAGCACAUGGAAUAGGUCAAUGCUAUUUUAAGUCUACAGGAUUAAAAAAAUGUUACUUGCUUUAAGAGAAACACUUUUGUGCAGUUGUUAAUAGGUAUUUAUUAGACAAGUGUUCUUAGAGGAGAUGGGGAAACCAUUUAGUAUCAAAUACAGGUAAGAACCUCAGUAUUUCCCUUCCUUUCAGGUUCACCGAUUAAAUAAAAUAUAUUUUGCAAGGGCGCUACGUGAGUUUGUGUAAUAAAUUGCUAGGGGUUCAGAUACAGCAUGGCAGGCAGUGAAAUACUUAAUGUUGUUUUUGACCCAAGUGUCAUUUUCUCUGAUGGUUGUUUGUUUAGAUUUUUUUAAAGGCCCAAUUAUAGAAUGUUGGUCCUUUUUAACAGCUGCACUAUGAUUCCUUCUUUUACCAAAAUGCAUAUAAUGAAAUUGUGCCUAUGACUUUUCAUAAUGGAAGCCAACACUACUGGCUUGAUUCCAGUAGUCCCUUUUAAAAACAUGUAUGAAUUGUUUUGAUGAGGUGGUACUGAACCCCUGUACAUUUUUAAAACUGUAAGAAAGUUGAGAAAAAUAAACAGAAUAAACUAGUAUUAUGUAUAUCAAAACCAGGCUUGCCUUUAGUUCCCUGAUGUUUUGUUGUGUUCUUAUUGGAAAUUCUACUGGGUUAGAACUCAGGACUUAACAAUUAAAAAAAAAGUCCUUAGUACUUACUUUGUUUUGCUUAUGUACCUCUGUCUCAUUGUCUGUGGUAUCAUAUAAUAGUUAACAGAAUUAAAUGCCACUUAGAACACAUGACUAGCUAAGAUGUUGAUGGUUAUUUAUGAUAGAUAAUCCACAUAAAGUAGGAAAAGGAAUCUCUU
Molecule: messenger RNA, 4851 nt
Organism: Alligator mississippiensis (American alligator)
Lineage: Eukaryota; Metazoa; Chordata; Crocodylia; Alligatoridae
Gene: GPR52
Product: G protein-coupled receptor 52
Exons: 1
Coding region: 1781-2866 (361 amino acids)
Biological process (GO): G protein-coupled receptor signaling pathway
Cellular component (GO): membrane
Molecular function (GO): G protein-coupled receptor activity
Source: RefSeq, a predicted model, not a curated record